Molecule: messenger RNA, 1360 nt
Organism: Micromonas commoda
Lineage: Eukaryota; Viridiplantae; Chlorophyta; Mamiellophyceae; Mamiellales; Mamiellaceae
Exons: 1
Coding region: 443-1228 (261 amino acids)
Source: RefSeq, a predicted model, not a curated record
CGCGGCGACAGGUGCGACGCUCCUCGCCUCAAAAAUCGCGUCCGCCUCUCGACAUCCGUCUUUACCUUCGAUCCGCGCGCUCCGAUCGAGCCGGCCCUCGCGCCGCGCGCGUCGCGCCGAGCGGGAACCCCCGCAUCCGUCACGUCCAAACUUCGCGAAAACCCGUGUAACACCUCGCCACCGGGGUUCAAACGGUUGCGACGGAUUUUUCAUCAACACCCGCCCAACUCUCCGGCGACGUGCGCGCCGCCUUCGUCGAUCCGACCCGCCCGCGCCUCCCUCUCUGACCCACGAACCCCUAAACCCUUUCCCAAACCCAGGCGGCCUCGGCCCCGUCGGCAGGGCGGCGCUCGGCCUGGACGAGCAGUGCCAUUCGCCGCUCGCGCAGAGCGCGCAGCAGAUCGGGCUGAGCACCUACGCGCCCCCCGAGCAGUGCAAGGCGAUGGUCGUCUGCGCGGGCUCGCCCAGGGCCGCCUCCACCGCGGAAUGCACCCUCGCCGAGCACGUGCUGGAGUACAUGAUGGAGGAUGAGCAUCGCGCGGGCAGGCUGCAGCAGGAGAAGGCGACGUACCUGGGGUACUGGAACUACCACCUCCACCAGCUCUGCUCCGACGGUUUCGACUGCGAGAACAAGUACCCGGCGGACCUUCGCGACCUGUGGACCAGGGACGACUGGUCCAACGCGCUGUCCAACGUCGACGGCGGCGGCGACAUUCGGACCGAGAUGGACAACUACUACAGCAAGAGGGACUCGGUCGAAGCGUCGAGCGUCGUCAUCGCCAAAUCGCACGAAUUCGACGAGACGCUGCUGACGAUGUGCGACAGGCGACUCGUGUUGACGUCUUCGCGGGACAAGGAGGAGGUUUUCGACUCCGCGCUGAGCCUCGGGUGGUUCACGCAGCCGAAGGAGGAAUCCCGGUGGUGGUUCGACACCUACUACGACCUCUGGCAGCAGUGGGGUCACUGCUGGGUGAGCGCCACGCAAGGCGACGAAAACACCGCGCGUUUCGACCUCAACUUCAAACAGCUCUCCACGGAGGGUUCGUUUCGGGCGGUGGUGCGCCUGAUGGCGUACGAGCUCGCCAAGGUGUUGCAGCUGGACGAUACCCUCAUGGACAUGAACGGCAUCGUGGACAAGGUUGUGGAGCGGGACUUUCAGCGCGAGCUCAACCCUGCGCUGACCAACGGCGGUUUGAGGACGGCGACGGCUGAGGCGGCGUCCAACUGAGACGGGGAGACGGGGAGACGGCGACGUCGUCGUGACUCGUCUCCUGUAGGAACACGGAGGGAGCGUCGGCCGGUGUCGGCGUUGCGCCCUAGGAACACUAAACUAUUUCUUUAUGACACUGAACACACGGCU